AUGGAAGUCUGGACCGAGCACAAAAGCCACUCCGUGGAAGGGCACACCCUCGUGGGCGAGCUCAAAUACAAAGGCCAGACUAUUUGGGGUCCCAGAGCUUGCCAUCCCAACACCACACAGCUGGGAAAGGCCCUCACCGACGCUGACUGGCGCUUUGCCAUGACAUUUGAGCACCGGGACAAAUCCGUCGAAGGACAUGUGCGCAAAAUCAGUGUCAAGGACUGGAACGGUAACCUGCUUCUGGACGGACUUUCAACUCACGACAGCAUGGAUAGCUUGGCUAGGGCUGUCAUGGAGAAGCUGCGAGCACAGAUGUCGACAGACGACACCCAAGCCGACCGCCAACUACACCAGACGCUCGAAUCCGCCUGCCGUCGUCGCGAUGACCCCGUCACUGCGCACGGGUCCCGCAAGCAUUCGCGCACCGACGACUACGAUGACUACGACGAGGAGGAAUAUUCCUCCGACUAUUCCUCCGAUGUCUCCGGUCGCUUCGACGACGCAGACGAAGACUACGCCUUCUCCGCACCCCCGGCCAGCUCGCCGCGAUCCACGCACUCCGCGAAGCGCCGUCGCUCCAACGACUGGCCCGUAGAGGAACUGCAACCGCCGCCCCCGCUGAAAGACACCGGAUCGACGGGCUCGCGCUGGCGCUCGCCCUUUCAUAGUAGGAACAAUUCCAGGACCGACCAUGGGUCGCCACGCACCGCUUCGGGCCGGCACGGACGUCAGGCGGGUCCCAGCGGGCGCGGCCGCCGGUCGCGCUUCGUCGAGGGCAUGAUGAACGAUAGCGUCAGUGAGAAACCGCCCAGCAUCUUUCUGCGCGACGGCAAGUCCGCCAAUGGACAGCAGGGCCCGACGCAUCGGUCGUCCGGAAUUUUUCGCUUCGGGAAGGCCAUCGCCUCGGCGUUUAACCCGUUUGGUGGGUGGGGGAAUGUGGGAGCGUGGAAGGGGUCGCCGUCGGCCGAGGCGAAUAAGCAGCCCGUGGACGAUGAUAUCGCGCGCGUCGAGAAGGCGUAUGCGGAGUUGAAGAAGGCAGGCUAUCGGGGCGCCGUCAAGGGGAAAUAUAUGGCGGGUGCUGGGUCGCAGUCGAGCAACAACCUCGCGGACCAGACGUGGAAGUCAAUCCAGGAGAAGAUGGACUACAAGUCACCGACGGGACGUCACUCGAGGCAGAAUUCCGGUGAGGGCCAUGAGUCGAGUGGCUCGCUGCGCAAUUCGUUCCAGGAGAUCCGCCGUGCCAAGUCGUCACUGGGCAUUACGUCGAGUUUUAUCCCCCUUGGUCGUCGAUCAGAGGACACCGAGCAGCCGCAACUGCGCAAGCAAAAGUCAAAGAGAGAGAAGCUGCUGCGACGGGUGAGCACGCUGGAGGAGAAGCUUGAGAAGGCCCGGCGAGAGCUGCAGGAGCUCAUGGGCGACGAUGCACCCCCGGUCCCGGAGCGAUCGCACUGUCAUGACUCAACUCACCAGAGGAAAUUCGUGCCCGGUGCACUCCCUACACUCCCCUCCGAGAGGCUCCUGAACAACCACGACCCAGUAUCCCCAAUCUCGCCUACAUCUGACUCAGCUCUCCCCAUGUCACUAUCAGAGAGCAUCCAACGUACCAUGCAGAGCCAGGGCCCUGGACCAAUGACAACAACCAUCGAGCCCGAGUCCACCAUCAGAACCCCAGCCAAAUCCCCCAGUCAGCGAACGACACAGUCGUUGGCCGUCGACAGCCCAUCACUGAAGCGCAAAUCGCCCGAUCCCGAAUCCGCCAGCGCAGCAAACACCCCCAAAUCCCCGAAAGAAGGCGCAACAAACCCCACAGAGGAAGGCAACCAAUCCGACUCGUCUCGCCGAUCCAAAUUCCCCAAGACGUUUCCAGGCGACAGUCCCGGCUCCGUAGAGCGCAAACAAACCCCGCGACACCGGGACGAAAGCAAUACCCCACGUUCCCCGAGCGAAGAACGCGGCCGAAGGAGAAGAGCCUCGCAACCGCUCCGGUCGCACAGCAAGCGGUCCCCCUCGGCGAGGCGAAGGGCGUCCAAUUCUCAAAACAGAGGCACCACCCCGUCGCUGCGCAUGAAAAAGGGACGUGCCGAUCUGCGAUCCACCAGUACGCAGGCGAUGAACAUCGAUAAUCACGAUAAAGAGAACCAGCACGCAAUCCACUCCCGACAGAACCAAUCGCACUCAGACCCGAUUGAUCUGGAUCAACCUGAUGCAAGCCCGAAUUCAUCCCCAACCAAGAAAAAGGAACAUCGAUACACAUACAACUACAUCCCGCCCGUACCCCCAUUACCUAAGGAUAUAGCCGCAACAGCCGCGAAAGUGGACCGAAGGCUAGCAAAGGAGAUUGAGAGGCGCGAGCGGAACCGGAGAUCAAUGGCUCAGGGAAAGAUGAACGGCAAGGCUGGGGAUGCGUUCCGGUGGCCUGACGAUAUCUUCUGA
Messenger RNA from Aspergillus bombycis, 2433 nucleotides. RefSeq names its product putative nuclear RNA binding protein. Bases 1 to 2433 code for a protein of 810 amino acids. The record is from RefSeq and is a predicted model, not a curated record. The transcript is spliced from 2 exons. NCBI's taxonomy places the organism in Eukaryota, Fungi, Ascomycota, Eurotiomycetes, Eurotiales, Aspergillaceae.